Messenger RNA from Prorocentrum cordatum, 6214 nucleotides. The record is from the annotation of a GenBank genome assembly. Lineage: Eukaryota; Dinophyceae; Prorocentrales; Prorocentraceae.
AUGACGGCUGUCGGCUCGUUCACGCUGAGCUGGAUCCUUGCAUCCCUCUCCUUGCGGGCGCUGCUGACCCUCGCUGGUGCGAAGAUCUCCGAUGCCGAUGCCGCGGGCAUGGAGUCUACCUGCCGGCGCAUCUCUGUCAGAGCAAUCUUGUCGGGUCGUCUUUGCAUGAAGCAGGCCGUGGCAACUCAGGCGCUGGAGGUGACGCUGCGCGUUGCCCCGGGCAGAGGCGGCAGCAGCGAGGCCGACGUCCACAUGGCCCUCUACCUCUGCCAGCCCGGGCUCGGGGACGGACGGCGACCGCCCCGCGAGGCCGCCGCGGACGGGCCGGGCAUGCCGGUGCUGGAGCUCGCGUCCGAGUCCUUCACGGUGCCCUCUCCUCGCGGGAUGAUCCACUCGGUGCGGCUGGGCUACGACGGGGCGGGCCACACCCUGGAGGCGUCCUUCGGCGUGGACUCCGACGGCCCAGCCUUCGCCGUGGAGCUGGACCUCGGCGCGGCCAUCUCGCUGGACCUGGGCUGCGCCUACGUCGGGCUCUGCCAGCUGCCGCUGGGCCACCGGCACCGGGUGGUCGCUGGCCCCUCGGCCGGCACGCCCGUGGCGCAGGCGCCGCGGCGCGAGGCGCUGGACCAGCCAGUCUCCAUCGUCUCCUGGCGCCACUCCAUGGACGCCUUGCGCACGGCUGCCGACGCGGCCUCCGCGCCCGCGCAGGGCGGCGCGCGGCGCCGGGCGCAGGACAACAAGGAGCUGGUCAUGAGGGACGCGUGGUUCUCCGCCAUGGAACUCAGCUACGACGCGCCCUGGCCGUUGCCCCUGGUCAUCACGCAGGCCAGCAUGGAGCGGUACAACCGCCUCUUCAAGCUGCUGCUGGCCUUCCGGCACGUGCAGCUGGAGCUGCUGCGCGCAUCCCUUCCCCGCGGCGAGCUGCUGCCGUGGGCAAUGCGGUCAGAGCUGAGCUUCUUCGUGUCACAGGUGCUCGUCUACUUCCAGCAGGACGUCAUCGAGGCCUCCUUCGCUAAGCUAAUGCACUCGGUGGAGGCCUCCCGCGAGUUCGGCGAGGUCCUAGAGGCCCACGAGGGCUUCCUUGCGACCCUAUCCGCGCAGUGCUUCCUGACGGCGCAGGAGAUCCACGACGCGCUGAUGACGGCCCUGCAGAUCGCCGCGCUGUUCUGCUGGCGGAUGGGGGAGGACCGCGGCUGGAGCAGCCACCGUCGGGCGGCCGCCGCGGCGUGGCCGCUAGCGGGCAUGGGGCGGCAGGGCAGGAGGGGGAGGCCCGCCCGCGGCGGGCGCGGCGGCGCGGACGCCGACGGCGAGAAGGCGGCCGCCGGCGUCGCGUCCGCGAAGGCGCCGCCGCCCUCGAAGGCCGCGCCGGGCCGCGGCGAGGCAGCCGCCGCCCCCGACGCGCCCGCGAAGGAGGCACGGCUGUCAAAGGCCGCCGUGGCGCAGCAGCUGGAAGCGCACUCUGACGCCGGCCCGAGAGGAUCGGCGGCCUGCUCGGAGGAGGCCUCGGUGGAGGACGACGGCUUCAUGAUCCGCAAGCUGCUCAUCACCUUCGACGACAUCGACCUCCGCGUGCGCCGCCCCAGGGCGAGGCGGGGCGCCCAGGAGCUGCCUCCGGACACGCCGGGCACGCCUCCGGACCCGUCGGGUACGCCGGCGGAGAAGCUGGUGCGGUGCCUCCGCAAGGUCAUUCAGACAACCUCGUCGCGGAGGAUACAGUACAAGCUUCAAGACCUCAUGCUCGACUGGCUGCACAUGCCGGCGCCCUCCGCGGACGGGGGCCCUCCCCCCGACGUGUACGCGUGGGCGAGGGCCCGGCAGGACUUCUGGAAGGCCUACCACGUUGACGCGACAAAGUGGGAGGGCGCCUCCCUGGGCCCGGGCCGCGCAGCCGCUGGCCCGCAGGCGGUGUCUGGUGGCGCGGGCCGCUGUGAGCUGGGCAUCGUGGGCCCCGAGCUCAGCCGCCACGCCACGCUGGGGGCCCUCGGCAGGCCGCUGAGCGCCGCGGCGGCCGAGGCCACGCUGAGGCACGGUCCGCGACCGGUCCAGACGCUCGAGGAGCUGUUCGAGUCGACGGCGCCCGGCGACGAGCGGCAGCGCGGCAGCUCGAGCGGCGGCAGCUCCUGCGCGGGCGGGCCCAGCGAGCCCCAGGGCCGCGAGGCGCGCAGCACCUCGUCGCUCCGGGCGCCCGACGCGGGCGCGAGGCCGCCGGUGCUGCCGGACCUCUCCCGGGCGGCGUCCAUGCCCGGCCUGGUGCACCUGGACGAGCUGGCGGAGGGCAGGGGCCGCUCGUGCGUCUGGGCGGUGACGGAGGCGGCGCGGCUGUGCGCCGGUGCGCCCAGCAAGAGCUCGACGGCCGGCGCCGGCAGGGGCGCCUCCUCCGCGUCGAGGGCGCCGAGGCGGCCCGUGCGGGGGGAGAGCUUCCCGCGCGCGCACCAGGUGCAGGACUCGGGGGCGUUGGUGCAGUCGGACACUUGGAAGUACUUCCAGGAGUGCCGGCGGCUGAAGAUGGUGCCGCGCAUGCCCGCGAUGUUCCUGGGCCCCGAGGCCGCCAUCUGCACGAGCCCGUCCGGCGACGCGAACCUGACCUUGUCGGAGAUCAGAACCCCGGGGGGGCGCCGGAAGCUCAAUAAGCUCACGUUCGAGAGCAGCGUGCCCACCAUUAGCAUCUCUGGGGAGAUGAGCGACCGGGACCUGCUGGCGCUCUGCGAGCCGUUGGGCGGGCACGAGCCUCGCCUGGCGAACCUGGACCUCUCGCGCAACGCCUUCACGGAUGCCGGCGUCGCCAAGUUCCUGGAGCACAUGCAGGAGUGGAUGACCCUGGAGGUCCUGGAGCUCGCUGGGUGUGUCCUCUCCGAGAGCACGUGGGCCUCCUUCUGCACAGCCCUGCACGUGCACGACCGCCUGGUCGAGCUGGACGUCUCGGAGACGGGCCUGGGGCGGGUCUCGCAGCGGUCCGUGCAGCAGAUCGCCCUCUUCGCCAUGGACGCCCGCCGGCUGCGCCGCCUGUGCAUCUCGAGGGGGAACUGCAUCUUCCAGGAGGGCUUCGAGGCGCUGGCCGAGACCGUGCGCCGCACCGCGACGAUCGGGCACCUGGACGUGAGCCACAACGCUAUGACCCACCUGGUCAGCAGCUCGAGCUGCCCGGGUGCCUCUGCGUCCGAGGCGCCCCCGCGGCCUGCCAGCGGCGGGGGCGGACGGGCGGCGUCUAAGGGGCGGGCCCCCCCCGCGGCGGCGGGGCGGUCGGCGGCGGCGGGCCCCGGCUUCAACCCGAUGGCGCUGCUGUGCGAGGCGCUCAGCCAGAACCAGUCGCUGGUCGAGCUCUGCAUGGCCUCCUCGUCCCUCGACUACGCGGUGGACGUGGUGCUGCUGACGGCUCUGCAGCCCAACAAGACGCUGCAGUACGUCGACAUCUCUGGCAACCCGCAUGGCGGUCAGGGGCUCAAGGCCCUCCUGAGGGUGCUGAUGGACCCCGACUCGAGCCUGGUCUCGUGCAUCGCUGGUAGCGCUUCGGGCUGCGCAGAGACAGCCCCCUCAGGGACGUUCUCGACACGUGCUGCGGCCAGGCUAUUCGGGUGGCACGCCGAGGCCAGCUGGGACCACCGAGAGGGGCGGCCUGUGCGCGACACGAAGCCUCACCGGUGCAUCGUGACCGACUUCCGCGAGUGCAGCCCUGGGCCUGACGCGGUGGUGGUGAACUUCGCGGCCCCCAACGGCCGCUACGAGCUGGACCUCGGCCACCCGCAGCACCGCGCGGUGGCCCGCUGGCUGCUGUCGGAGGCGGCAGUGAACGACCCGCGCGGGGACCCUGCAGGUGCCUUCUCCCACGUCAGCUGCGACUUCCCGACUGCUGUCAAGGCGCAGUUCGGCGAGGGCUGGUACGCGGAGGGCAGCGAGGGCCACUGGGAGGUGCCCACGCGGGGCAAGCUGAAGCUGAGCUUCGCGCUGGACCUGCAGCUCGCCGCCCACAAGACGGCCGUGGGCGCGGUCCGGCGCUGGAUGACGUCCCGCAGGAUCCCCGUCACCCUCAGCCGCUUCGUGCUGCUGCACGAGCUCUUCUUCGGCCUGAGCUUGGAGCAGAAGGCUUUACUGAUUCAGUCCAUGGGGGAGACUUUGUUGCUGAAGACCUGCCACCUCCAGAAGCUCCUGAAGACGUGCCCGAUGCUGCACGACGUGAUGGUGCGCAGCCUGUACCCCACGCUGGUGGACACACGGCAGCUGCUCCUCUUCGAGCUCAUGUCCAAGCAGAAGACGGUUGCGGCGCGCUUCCGGAAAGAGGCUCGGGCCUUGUUUUUCUUUCAAGACUCGAGCCCUACCGGGGUUUACCAGCUGAGUCUGGACCAGCUCACUGACCGCUUCGUUGCAGAAAGGUUGCAGAUCAUCAAUGCCUACGAAAAGGCCAUAGCGAUCGGCGGCAAGAUGGUCGAUACCUCGCAGCACGGCAAUCACGAGGGUGCCCGGAACGUCACUUGGUUGUGGCAGCCGCUCAAAAGCCUGCAGCUUUUUCAGGUGCCAGCGAACCCCAUGGCAGGAUCCCUGAAUCUCGACUACGCGAGCCCCCCGCACUCUGCCCCGCGCCUCGCGGACCCGGCGACGGCCGACGCCGUGGUGACGCAGCUGAUCGCUGCCAUGACGGCCAGCGAGUGCAGCCCGGAGGACAAGAUCAUGGCAUUCCGAACGGUCUCCCAGCACAUGGUCUUCACGGUGGUGCAGGUGUCCAGGCUGUGCCGUGCGCUCCCGAACCCGCGCCGGCCCGAGGGGAUGGGCGACGUGGCAUGGCGAAUGACCCGGUCAUUGAAGAACAGGCGCACGGCCAUGACCAGCGCUUUCCAGUACAAGUUCUGGAACUGCUCCGCGGACAUGUUCGUUGCCAUCUUCAACCGCUGCCACGACCAGCCGCGGCUGUGCACCCCGGAGUGCCUCUACGACAGGAGCCUCUUCACGCCCGCCUGCACCCAGCACAUCCGCGAGAGGCUCGGCGUGUUCCGGACCUUCGACGCCCUCCAGUGCUGCGGGCAGAGGGUGGCGCCGGCCGAGGGGGGCCGCAGCGCCUCCAUCACGGGCGCGCGCUUCCUGGCGCGGCUCUACGCGGCGCAGUCCAAGGAGCGGCCCCCCCGGAGCCAGGAGGGCCCCGCGGCGGAGGGCGUGCAGCCCUCGGGUCGAUCGAGAACUCCGUCCAAGAGCCCCCCCUCGGAGGACGACGACCCGUGCCAGACCAUCUCCGCGCAGGAGAUCGGGAUGAAGUACCGCCUGGACCUCUCCGUCUUCGAGGAGUGGACCACGCUGAGGUUCCUCAUACUCCUGACAGAGAAGGAGCCCGGCACCCACUUCCUGAAGUGCACGUGGUCCGAGCGGGCCUUCCUCCGGGAGCAGGGCUUCGACUUCAUGAUCCCGCCCAGCUGGAGCGCGCCGCCCGGGAGGGUCGGGGUGAUCGAGUUCCACUACAUCACCGAGAAGCGGGACUUCCGACGCCUCGACGCCCGCGGGGACCUCGCCCAGGAGCUGUUCGGGUGGGAGCGGAGCGCCGCCGCCGCGGCGGUCGAGAGGGCCAAGGCCUGAGAGUGCGGGCCGUGCGCCGCUUCCGCCGUCUCCGCGGCCUCCUUCCUCGCCCUGCCUCCCGCACCGCCCCUCACAUCCUCGCGUCGUCCACGCCGCGAAAGCAUCACGACGUCGGAUGUCUGGGGACCCCCUUCUCCCGCACGGUGGCUGUGCUCGGCAGGCGUGCGCAGGGCAUGCUCACUGUUGUCAGGGCACGCCUUGUACCACACCCUGCGGAAGUACCAGGGAGCCUGGCGCGGACGAGAGCUGUACACACGCAUCCGCAGGCCUUUCCAGCGCUCAGUCCUACCACUGCUGGGCACGCCAGCCAUCCGCGCGAGGAAUUGUCCAGCGCGUUGCUUUCGCACUUCCAGCAAGCGAAAGUCCAGCCGCGCGUGUGCUCGGCUUCCUUGUGUAGUUACUGCCAAAGAGCAUGGACUCCGCGGGGUCGGCUUGCGUGCUAGACGCGCCCCGUGCGCGUUGCGGUCGAGAACUUUUGCCCAGCCUGUAGCGCAGCUGGUUCUGGCCCGCCACUCUUCGGCAUGAUCCGCCCACGAAUCUUUGCAGCGGGAGCUCUCGCGUCAGAUUUCGGGCUGGGCCUCUUCCUUUUUUCCUGGUGGCCCUGGCAGGUCAGCACGAGUCCCCCGAGCCCGAAGUCCUGCGCCUCCUCCUCCAGCAG